Molecule: messenger RNA, 3302 nt
Organism: Epinephelus fuscoguttatus (brown-marbled grouper)
Lineage: Eukaryota; Metazoa; Chordata; Actinopteri; Perciformes; Serranidae
Gene: mgat4b
Product: alpha-1,3-mannosyl-glycoprotein 4-beta-N-acetylglucosaminyltransferase B
Exons: 15
Coding region: 176-1819 (547 amino acids)
Biological process (GO): protein N-linked glycosylation
Cellular component (GO): Golgi stack; endoplasmic reticulum; endoplasmic reticulum-Golgi intermediate compartment
Molecular function (GO): acetylglucosaminyltransferase activity
Source: RefSeq, a predicted model, not a curated record
UCUCGCUGCUGCUGCUCAGACGGCAACAGCUCCGCCCGCCUCUCCGUCUCCCACCGCGUCUCUCUGUGUCUACCUGUCUCUCUGUCUGUCUCUACCUGCCUCCCCCCUCCCUCCAUCCCUCCCUCGUCCCUCUCCUCCCCCCUCUCGGUGCGGACAUGCUCCCGGGGCUCCGGAGAUGAGGCUCCGAAAUGUCUCCUUCCUGACGGUCUUGUUGUUUGGGCUGUGCGGGCUGGUCUCCCUGUCCUGGUACACCGCCUUCAGCAGCUCCAGAGGAGAUGUGGUGGAUAUUUAUCAGAGGGAGUUCCUGGCGUUGAGGGAGCGCCUCCAUUCGGCCGAGCAGGAGAACCUGCGGCGCUCCAAAGAGCUGAAUCUGGUCCUGGAGGAGAUUAAGAGGGCCAUCGCUGAGAAACAGGCGCUCAGAGACAUCAACCGCACCUGGAGCAGCCUCUCCGAGGAGACGAGGCUGAAGCUGUGGAAUGUGAGCAACAGUAAAAACGUCCUGCAGCUCCCCUCCAUCUUCCAUCAUCUUCCUCACCUGCUGAACAGAGAGGACAGCCUGCAGCCCGCCGUGCACCUGGGACAGGGACGCACCGGAGUCUCCAUCGUGAUGGGGGUUCCCAGUGUGAAGAGGGAGGUCCACUCGUACCUGACCGACACACUCAGCUCUCUGAUGUCAGAGCUCAGUCCCGCCGAGAAAGAAGACUGUGUCAUCGUCGUCCUCAUUGCAGAGGCUGACCAGCAGUACGCCAGCAGUGUAGCAGACAACCUGAAGCGCCUUUUUCCAGCAGAGAUUCAGUCGGGUCUGUUGGAGGUCGUCUCCCCGUCCGUCCACUUCUACCCCGACUUCUCUCGACUCCGAGAGUCCUUUGGAGACCCGAAGGAGAGAGUCAGGUGGAGGACGAAGCAGAACCUGGACUACUGUUUCCUGAUGAUGUACGCUCAGUCUAAAGGCACUUACUACGUCCAGCUGGAGGACGAUAUCGUUGCCCGUCCGAACUACUUCACCACCAUGAAGAACUUCGCGCUGCAGCAGCCUUCGGAGGAGUGGAUGAUCCUCGAGUUUUCUCAGCUCGGCUUCAUCGGUAAGAUGUUCAAGUCUCUGGACCUGUCACUCAUCGUGGAGUUCAUGCUGAUGUUCUACAAAGACAAACCCAUCGACUGGCUGCUGGACCACAUCAUGUGGGUCAAAGUGUGCAACCCAGAGAAGGACGCGAAACACUGCGACAGGCAGAAAGCAAACCUGAGGAUUCGGUUCAAACCGUCUCUCUUCCAACAUGUCGGCACCCACUCGUCUCUGGCUGGAAAAAUACAGAAACUCAAGGAUAAGGACUUUGGGAAACAGACCCUCCAUAAGGGUCACGCCAACCCGCUGGCGGAGGUGACGACCAGCCUGAAGACCUACCAGCACUUCACCCUGGAGAAAGCCUACCUGGGGGAGGACUUCUUCUGGGCCUUCACCCCCGUAGCGGGGGACUUCAUACGGAUACGAUUCUUCACACCUGUUCGCAUCGAGAGGUAUUUCUUUCGGAGCGGGAACAUUGAACAUCCGGGAGACAAACUCUUCAACACAUCGGUGGAGGUUCUGCCGUUCGACAAUAUUCAGGCAGAGAAAGAGGCCUUGACAGAAGGGAGAGAGAAAACACCAAAGUACCAUCGGACAGAAGACGGAUUCAUCAGAAUAGGAACGUUCAAGAACGGGAUCGCAGAGGGGGAGGUGGACCCCACCUUCGGGCCCCUGGAGGCCAUGCGCCUCUCAGUGUUGACGGACUCGCCGGUCUGGGUGAUCCUCAGCGAGAUCUUCAUAAAGAAAGCAGAGUGAAGCCCCUCUCCCCCCUCAGUGAUACCUCAACACCUCCGAGCGUUCAGCCGAGCUGACCGGAGGCUCGUCAGCUGCCGUCCUGCUCCUGUCCUGCUCACCAGAUUCACACCGCGGUGCCACAGCACCGCCGUCUGGCCGGACCUCGCCACUGCAGGGCUGAACAGAUGAGAAACUGAAACACAGAUCACACAGACAGACAGACAGGCAGGGGUCUCCUGGGUUUGCACAACACGACAUGCAAAAAGAGAAGAUGCUCUCAGAUGAUGCUGUAAUUAAGAAUCUGUAUUUAUGUGUACAUACAGGAAGGUAGAUGUUGAAAACACUGGUAAUUGUCGAGGCGGUGGCGACCGCGCCGCGUCCACUGAAACUGCUGCUUCAAAAUCAAAGACUCAAAGGCCUCUUUCUAUCAGCAGACGGUCGAUCCGGACCUUUCUACCAACACUAUCCCACCAGUAUACCCCCCCACAGUAACCAUGUAUGUGCAUAUAUGCAUAGAGAUGUACACACUAUCAUAUGAAUGCCCUCUCAGUGUGUUGAUAUGUGUCUGUAGUUGCUGGUCGGGGUUCAGACCGUUUCCCUCCAUCUGAGAGCGAUUUGCCUUAACAAAGACGAACAGCAGAUUUACUUCAAACAGAAACGAGCCCCGGACUGAUGAAAUGUAGCCACAAUAAGUACCCAGAAUCCUUUGCUGCAACCUUGGACCUUCUCUCAUCUUUGUGGCUUGAAACUACUGACGACAGCUGGUAUUUUACUUUUUUAACGAAGUCUUUUAAAGUUGUUUAAUUUUGAGUUUACUGAGGCCUUGUUACUGUCCACUGCUCUCCUCUACUUCACAGUACUCUACUGUAGGUUACAGUACUCUACUGUACUGUACAGUACUUCACAGUACUCUACUGUAGGUUACAGUGCUGUAACAUACUCUACAGUAUUGUGACAUACUGUACAGUACUCUAAUGUACCCACAGUACUCUAGUUUCCUCUGCUGUGCUCUGCAGCACUUUAAGGUACUUUACAAUACUGUGACAUACUCUGCAGUACUCUGACGUACCUUACAGUACUCUAAUGUACUUUGCAGUACUUCACAGUAAUCUGCUGUACUUUAGAGAGCUGUAACAUACUAUACAGUACUCUAAUGUACUCUACAGUAUGCUGGUUUCCUCUGCUGUGCUCUGUAGUACUCUGUAGUACUCUAAGGCACUCUACAGUACUUAAAUGUACUUGACAGUACUCUCAUGUACUUUACAGUGCUGUAGUUUCCUCUACAGUGCUCUGCAGUACUCUAAAGUACAUUACACUACUUUACAGUGCUAUGACAUACGAUACAGUACUCUCGUUUCCUCUGCUGUGCUCUGUUAACUUUACUGUACUGUAGUUUUUCAGUCCAGUGCUGAUUCACAUCUGAACAGAGAUUCACAUCUUUUCUUUUUUUCCAUUUUCAGUCUCUCAUUGACACUUUUGGUAAUAAAUACUAUAAAUUAUAAAA